This is a messenger RNA of Culex pipiens pallens (northern house mosquito), 2233 nucleotides long. It is a transcript of the gene l(2)34Fd, whose product is annotated as nucleolar protein 10. Gene Ontology annotation, biological process: maturation of SSU-rRNA from tricistronic rRNA transcript (SSU-rRNA, 5.8S rRNA, LSU-rRNA). The record is from RefSeq and is a predicted model, not a curated record. The transcript has a single exon. Gene Ontology annotation, cellular component: 90S preribosome; nucleolus; nucleus. The coding region runs from base 93 to 2162 and encodes 689 amino acids. Gene Ontology annotation, molecular function: protein binding. NCBI's taxonomy places the organism in Eukaryota, Metazoa, Arthropoda, Insecta, Diptera, Culicidae.
AUUUUCAUUCUUUACGUGCGUGGUGCGCUCGUCGUCGCGAAAUGUGUUUCGUUCGGUGAUUGCUGGAAAAUUCGUCCAAAAAAUCGCGAAAAAUGUUGGUCUCCGACGUUGGCGAAGUUAAGAUCUACAACCUUAGCGCGGGCAAGGCCCUGCCGGACUGGCUGUCGGACAAGAAGCGCCGCGAGGCCCAGCGCAAAAAUGUUGACGUCAGCCGCCGUAUCGAGCUCAUCCAGGACUUUGACAUGCCGGCGGUGGCCACCAGCCUGGAGCUGUCCCCGGACGGGCAGUACAUUCUGGCCACCGGGACGUACAAGCCGCGCAUCAAGUGCUUCGAUGUGAACAAUUUGUCGCUGAAGUUUGAGCGGUGCUUUGAUUCGGAGGUGGUCAAGUUUAAGAUUUUGAGCGAAGAUUACGGCAAGAUUGCGUUUCUGCAAGCGGAUCGUUACGUGGAGUUUCACGCAGCUCAUGGGAGGCACUACCGGCUGCGGAUACCGAGGUUUGGCCGGGACUUGGAUUACCACAAGCCGUCGUGUGAUUUGUUCUUGGUGGGGACGUCGUCGGAGAUUUACCGGCUGAACACGGAACGGGGUCAGUUCCUGCAACCGUAUGAAACAUCAGCUACCAGUAUAAACGCAUGCCACGUUAACCCGGAACAUCACCUGCUGUGCGUGGGCACCCAGGAGGGAACGGUCGAGGCGUGGGAUCCACGGGAUAAGACACGCUGUGGCGUGUUGGAUGUUGCCGUCCAAAUUCAACACAACGAAAAGUUCCCCUCCGUUUCGGCGGUUAAGUUCAAGAAUGGUCUGCACAUGGCCGUUGGAACCACUUCCGGUCACGUACUGCUGUACGACAUCCGCGCAAAGGAACCUCUACUUGUGAAAGAUCAUCUCAACGGGUUGACCGUAAAGAAGAUCGACUUCAAUCCAUCGCACAACGCUGUCUACUCGCUGGACGACGCCAUGCUGAAGAUCUGGGACGAAAACACCGGCAAGCAGAUGGCCUACAUCGAAUCCAACAGCAAUUUCAACGAUUUCAGCACAUCUCCGCGCAGCGGACUGUUCUUCUUCGCCCAGGAGGACGUUAAAAUGAUGACCUACUACAUCCCAAGCCUUGGUCCGGCGCCACGCUGGUGCUCCUUCCUGGACAACCUCACCGAGGAGAUCGAAUCCGAGGGCGUGCAGAACAUCUACGACGACUACAAGUUCAUCACCAAGCAGGAGCUGGCCGACCUCGGUCUGGAGCACCUUGAGGGAAGCAACAUGCUGCGCGCGUACAUGCACGGCUACUUCAUCGACAUCCGGCUGUACAACAAGGCCAAGGCCAUCGCGGAUCCGUUCGCGUUCGAGCGCUACCGCAAGGAGAAGAUCGCCCAGCAGAUCGCGGGAUCGCGACCUGCGCGACUCCAGCUCAAGUCCAAACUGCCCAAGGUCAACAAAGAGCUGGCCGAGAAGCUGCUGGUCGAACAGGAGGAGGGCAGCGGCAAGCUGAAGACGGCCGCGUCCACCCUGCUCGGGGACGACCGAUUCAAGACAAUGUUCGAGAAUCCUGACUUUGAGGUGGACAAGGAAGCCGACGAGUACCGGUUGCUGAACCCGGUGCUGACGCGGUUGGACAAAACGCGAACGAAGAAGUUGAAGGCCCAACAGGAGGCGGAUGCUGCGAGGGAGGAGAAGCAAAAAGAAGCAAAGGACGAAGGCAGCACCGACGAUGACUUGUUCAGCGAACGGGACGACAGCUCGGACGACGAUCAGCAGUGGACAAAGCAGGUCAAGAAGGAGUACAAGAAGAUCAAUCAGGAGAAGAAGCGCGAGGAACGCAUUGCGAAGGAACGCGAGGAGGAGGACGGCUCGGAAGUAUCCGACGACGACGAUGGGCCAGCGUUGCAGAUUCACGAAAAGGAAGACUUUAACAUUGGCCAAGGGCCGAGGAAGAUCAGCAGAGCAGGGCUAGGCAAACGGCUGGCGGCGAGCAAACCAAUUCAGGUGGAAACCAUCGGAGGGCUGGGCAAUCGGCAGAUGACGUUCAGCUUGGAGAAGAAGAACAAGGCGAACGUCGAUCGGAAGCGGCUUGCCGAGCUGAAAAGGCACCGGGAGGAGCGUCGGCAAGUGAUACGACCGAUCACCGGGCUGAGGGGUUUGAAGACGAAGAUGCACAGAAAGUGAGCGCGCGUAUUAGAUUGUGUGUUUGGUACAUUUUUUCAAUGUAAUGAGAAUAAAUAUUUUUGUUUAAUCGG